Messenger RNA from Aspergillus steynii IBT 23096, 1203 nucleotides. RefSeq lists its product as uncharacterized. Gene Ontology annotation, biological process: mRNA splicing, via spliceosome; spliceosomal complex disassembly. The coding region runs from base 1 to 1203 and encodes 400 amino acids. Gene Ontology annotation, molecular function: DNA binding. Gene Ontology annotation, cellular component: nucleus; U2-type post-mRNA release spliceosomal complex. Lineage: Eukaryota; Fungi; Ascomycota; Eurotiomycetes; Eurotiales; Aspergillaceae. The transcript is spliced from 2 exons. The record is from RefSeq and is a predicted model, not a curated record.
AUGAGCACCAAAUUCGCCAAUCGGAAAAAGCCGCGCAAGAUCGGCGGAGAUGAUGAAGAUGAAGGAGACGAACAAGAUACAGGACCCGUUGUCAAGAAGCCCGUCAGUUCCAAAGCAAAGCAAAAGUCAAAACUACGUGUUUCGUUCGGUCCCGGCGAGACCUCUAUGGCAGAUGAUGAAGGACAGGACAGCGAGGUUGUAAUACCCAAACGGCCUGGGUUGGGAAGACGAGCGCUUGAGAAUACUGCGUCCAAGUCGACAUCGGGGAGGAACAUUCCUUUAAGGGUCGGCCCCGAACAAGAUCGGCCCAGUUACAACAACGAUUACCUGAAGGAACUUCGAGAUUCGACGCCCUCGACACCGAAAACGCCCGCCACCGAUGAGGAGAAGGAAAAGACGGUCGAUGUUGCUGCAAAGUUCGGGGAGGUAAUGAAAGCGUCCGCGCCAGCCGCAAUUCCAAGCGAAGCGGAAAUCAGGGAAAAGAAGGCUAGAAGGGCACGAUUAGCAAAGGAACAUGGUGCCACCGUGACCGAGCAAGAUUAUAUCUCUCUGGAGGAUAAUGCGGGCGAUGCUGAAUGGGAAGAAGGCGCACGGGAGGAUCACAGAGAUACGCGACUCAUCAGAGACGACGAAGAUUUUGCCGAAGGGUUCGACGAGUUUGUGGAGGAUGGUCGUAUAUCCCUUGGAAAAAAGGCCGAGCGCGAACAGCAGCGAAGACAACGCGAACAGAUGAAAGAACUCAUCAACGAUGCCGAGGGGUCAUCAGAUGAGGACGACUCCGACAUCGAAGAAAGGGCCGCGUAUGAGGCUACUCAAACGAGGGCUGCGAUGGGCAAGAGCGGCCGGGAUCCUUUUGAGCGACCGAAGACACCCCCCAAGAUGACCUCGCUCCCCCGACUCUCAACUUGUCUGGAUCGUCUGCGCACCAAUCUCGCUGUUAUGGAGCAGUCGAAAACGCAGAUGAUCGGUCGGAUGGAAGAGCUGAGAAAGGAGAAAGCCGACAUCGCCGUCCGGGAGGUAGAGAUUCAAGCUUUGAUCAAAGAGGCGGGCGAUAAUUAUGAGAAACUCAAACAAGAGGCUGGUCGUGCUCCUGCGGCCAUCGAGGACGGGACAGCCGAUGGAGAUAUCCAGAAUUCGCGAGGACUAGAGAGCUUUGGCACUCCUAUGGCCGAGUCGUCAGCGAAUUCCGAGAUUGAAUCAUGA